Molecule: messenger RNA, 2619 nt
Organism: Pelmatolapia mariae (spotted tilapia)
Lineage: Eukaryota; Metazoa; Chordata; Actinopteri; Cichliformes; Cichlidae
Gene: flvcr2b
Product: FLVCR choline and putative heme transporter 2b
Exons: 11
Coding region: 472-1983 (503 amino acids)
Biological process (GO): transmembrane transport; heme export
Cellular component (GO): membrane
Molecular function (GO): heme binding; heme transmembrane transporter activity
Source: RefSeq, a predicted model, not a curated record
UAGUAGCCGGCUCUCCGACACGUGGUACCGCUCGGGAAACUAAACUUCAGAUAACUAUUAAUCUGCCAUUAAAUCAUCUGCAGCUCAAAAUUUGUUAACUUUCUCAGGAUCUGGGUGAAAGUUCGGCUACCAAAAAUAUCUUCAGUGCUCAGCCGGGAGGAAAUGAACCGAUAGAUUUUGGAGACAGCCGCAAAAACAUUGGAGGCUCGCCUCUUUUUAAAACUUUUUCUCUUUUUAAGCAUAUAUAUUUAUGUAAAACAGAGUGGAGAGGGAGCUUCUGCUGCUGAAUACAUAUCGUGUUAGGUCUGACUGUCGUGUACGUUAGACUUUCCUAAAGCGCUGAAUGUUCCUCAAUGAAAAAAAGGGCGAAUUCAGGUUCUUUCACUUUUGUUGAGGGUGGGUUAACAAAACCACAGCAGCUGGGUGCUAAGUUUAUUCCCGAUGAGUAUUACUGAGGAGACCUAGAGGAACAUGAGUGAGAAGCAAGCGCUAGAAGACACUAAACCAAACGAGGAUCAGAGUGUGUGGAAGGCGGACUCUGACAACCAUGUCAAGCUGGAGGGGGGCGACGCCGCGAAGCCCGGCGACGACUCAAGUGAAGGGAAUGGCAGCGAAGGGCUGCAAGCUACCCGCCUUUACCACCGACGAUGGGUGAUCGUCUUCCUGUUCAGCUUAUAUUCGCUGAGCAACUCUUACCAAUGGAUACAGUACGGCAUUAUCAGCAACAUUUUCACCAAGUUCUACAGCGUCGAUGCUUUCACCAUAGACUGGAUGUCUAUGAUCUACAUGCUCACAUACAUUCCCUUCAUCUUCCCGGUAACCUGGCUGCUGGACAAAAAAGGGCUCCGGGUCAUCGCCCUCAUCGCCACGGCGCUCAACUGCGCGGGGACGUGGAUCAAAGUGGCCAGCGUCAGACCCAACCUGUUCUCCGUGACAUUCCUGGGACAGUUUUGCUGCUCUUUCGCGCAGGUCUUCAUCCUCGGGAUGCCAUCUAGAAUCGCGUCGGUGUGGUUUGGUUCAGAGGAAGUGUCCACUGCAUGCUCCAUCGGAGUCUUCGGGAAUCAGCUAGGUAUUGCCAUCGGGUUCCUUGUGCCUCCUAUCCUGGUGCCUAAUGUGGACGACAUGGAAGAGCUGGCUCACCACAUCCGAAUCAUGUUCUACAUAACGGCAGGAGUGGCUACUUUACUCUUCGUCCUUGUUGUCUUAGUUUUCCAGGAGCGUCCUAAAAUUCCACCAACUCAGGCCCAGGCCACAGCUCGCAGCAUUCCACCAGAGCAGUACUCCUACAUAGCCUCCAUCCGAAGCCUGCUGCGCAACAAGCCCUUCAUGCUCCUCGUCAUCACCUAUGGUCUGAACGUUGGUUGUUUUUAUGCUGUCGGGACCCUGCUGAACCGCAUGAUCAUCGUGCAUUACCCUGGAGAAGAAGUGAACGCCGGGAGGAUUGGCCUCACCAUCGUCAUCGCGGGGAUGGUCGGCUCCCUCAUCUGCGGCAUUUGGUUGGACAGAACGAAAACGUACAAGCAGACGACCGUUGCAGUCUACCUCUUGUCUCUGGUGGGGAUGAUCGUUUAUGCUGCUACACUCAGCCUGGGACACCUCUGGGUGGUUUUCAUCACCGCUGGAGUACUUGGGUUUUUCAUGACGGGCUACCUGCCACUGGGCUUUGAAUUUGCAGUCGAACUGACAUACCCGGAGUCAGAGGGAACGUCUUCUGGCCUCCUCAACUGCUCAGCACAGGUGUUCGGAAUUAUAUUCACCAUUUGCCAAGGGAAGAUCAUUGACGAUUACGGCACGCUGGCAGGAAACAUCUUCUUGUGCGUCUUUCUUCUGAUAGGGACAAUAAUGACAGCUUUAAUAAAGUCUGAUCUCAGGAGGCAAAAUGCUAACCUGCAGGCCAAAGCAGCCGCGGAGAGGCACAAGUCAGGACAAGACUACGGAGCCACAUCGCUAAUCUCCAAGCAGCAGACUUCUUCUCAAGCCUGAUCAAUAAAACUUUUCUGCUUCCACAAAAAAAAUAAAAACUAAAAAAAAAUCUCAAAUCUUAGCUCAUCAUAAAGGUGCACAAAGGAUUCUUCCGACUGGCACAAUGGAAGCCUGAAUGCACCUUCUGUUGUCAUCGAAGCCAAGCUUUAGACACAAACACACUAACAAGCCUUGUGAUCUCAUCCUUGUUAUAGUGCAAAGGAAGCCUUUAGAUCAACUUGACGGCUAAGAAAAGCUCUUUGAUCUGUAUAAUUACAUGAAUGAAAAUAAUGUCACUAAUCAGAAAUAUUUUUGUAAUAUUUAAAUAUAAAUGUUAUGAGUGAAUCUGCGAGACAAAUCUGAGAAACUUUUGUGCCUCAACAGUUUUAUUGGUAUAGUGCACUGCUGAUUAUGUAUACAAUGAAAAAUCUUUUUUUUCACUGUAUGCAAUAUGUAAAUACAGUGUAGGAUUUCUAGAAAUUUUAGGGAGAGAUUUUUUUUAUGAAAUUAGGGAACUAUUUAUUUAGAAUUCAGGGAAAGAUUUAGAAAGGAUCUCUAAUCCAUAGCUUCUACUUUUAGGGAAGAACAGGAAAAAUAUGAUGAAUUAAGGUUGUGUUGUAUUUUUGUAACAAUCUUGUUUUACUUUAACAUAAAAUA